GAAAGAAGCGCCAUCAGGAUUUUAUACUAAAAUAAUAUUUUUCUUGAGAAAGGAUUUCAUUUUAUAUUUGUAAAAUACGUUGCAACUGUUAAAAUAUUAUUUGAUAUUAAUUGUUGAGUAUUGAUAAUGCUAAAUCGGCUGCAAAAUUUACUAAAUAACAAUAGUUUGUGAUUGACAAUUUGUGUUCAACCGUGGCUAUUUGUAUGUAGGACGGAGAAUUUUGACAACUUAAAAUGGCGGCCUCUUUUGAACUUAAAUAUCUUUUUGAUUUUUCGCGCUUUUUGGCGGUCAAUGUGGAGAUUUUACAGUAGUAAAUUUUACAAGAAAACUUGAUUUGUUAGUUUUCUAAGAUGGAUCACAAUUUGGGUGACGAUUUGAAUUUGGAUGGGUCUAUGGGAGUGGAUUUUGGGCAUUCUGAAGAUACAGUUGUAAGUCAGGCAGAUAUAGCUCUAGAAGAGAGUGCCCAUGAGGCUGGAAUUGCAAUGGAUUUUGAUCACAUUGAAGAACAACCCAUGUUAAUGGAUACUGGCAGUGAAGAAAUCAUAGAUUUCAUCGGAGAACAGUUUACUCUACAAGAUUAUGCCGAUCAAGAAGAUCAGAGUAAUAUUAUGGCAAGUAUCGCUUCAAAUGAGCAGACUAUUAUCACAUCACAAGCAGAUAACAUUAUUAAGAUUGAGUCUUUGCCGCAACAAACAAUAAAACAAGAACAUACAUUGAGUAAAGUAGCCACACUAAAGUCUGAAAUCUCACCGCCUCGAAUAAAGAAAAUUGAAACAGAUAUUCACACAUCUGCACCUCGUCAAGUGGCCAUAGCACCGAAACCUGGGCCAGUUGCCAAAGCGUUCACUCCUGUCAAACCAUACGCAAUAGCACCCAAACCAUUAACAGUGCUUACUACCAAAAGUAAUACAUUAAAUAAUGGAUUUCUAAAGAAAGUUACUCUGGCCGGUGUUAUGCAAGGAAAUAAAGCCAAUACUGUCCUAACUCAAAUAGGCAAACAGCUUGUAAUGAUGCCAGCGACAGGAGCGCAGAAGUUAAAACUGGUGUCGGGGGGCACUGCUAUGCCCACGGUGCAAUAUUUACGAACUACUACUGGAGAUCAAACUCAACUGAUCCAAGCAAAGACUGUUACUGGUACACAAAAUAAGCCUGUCAUCACUAAAUUAAUAUUACCUGGACAACCAAAUCUGGAGAUGAGCAGCAACGCACAGAGUCUGCUGACUAAAGUAGCGCCCGCCGCCGCUAAGCCGCCGGCGCAGAUUGUUGCACUGCAACAGAAAAAUAUGCCUUUUACAAUAGCUAAUAAGGUAUUGUUAGCUACGCCGACGAAAUCGGGCGUGAAAUUUGCUAAAAAACAACAACUAAUAGCCUUCAAAUCGCCGGAAAAGGCUACGCAAGCGGCACAAGGUUCAACAACAAAGAAGGUUCUCAUAACAUCAAAUCCAACACAAAAUGUUAUAUUGAAAACCACAGCACCUCCUAAAGCACAAGUUACAAAAGAUGGCAACAUUGUGUUAGACAAUCAACGGACUCAACUACAUCAAAUCAAUGUUCCUGGUAAAGGUAUUCAAUACAUCAGACUUGUGACGAAUUCUAACCCAGCGCCUGUCAAGACAAAGCUGCAGCCGCAAACUAUAAAUGUGCCUGCGAAAACUUUUCUGUUAACUGAUUCAAAAGGUAAUUUGAUCCAGAUGUCAUCAGACAAAAUGAUGAACAGUCAGUCGCCUCUGCUCGUCGCCGGCGCUGCCUCUUCUCUUACCAAAGUGAGCACAAAACCCCAGCGCAAGUUGGUGAGGAUAGCUCCCUUAAUUGAUAAAAGAGUUACCACUUUAGCUGAUAAACCUGCGCAAACGACCGCGAUCAGAAGAUCGUCACAAAGUCUUCUGGCACCAAUAUCUCCAGUGCCAGAAGUGUCACAUAUAGAAGAAACUGAAGUACAGGAGGAGAUGGACUCGAAGGCUGCCCUGCACGCACUGAUGAGCGAGGAGUUGGAGCAGGAGAUGCAGGUCAACAUCAAGGCUGAAAUGCAAGUCAAUCAGGCCAGUAUGGAUAGCAAUAUGGAGGAUAUAAAAAGUAAUGUACACGAUGACCUGCAUUCUGAGAUGAAUAUGGAUGCAGAUGAUUCUAAUAUUGCAGAAGUUGAAGUUGACUAUAAACGGGAUUUUGUAAAUUAUUCAGAUUGCGAUGAAGUGAAUGAGAAGAGCGAUCUGCAGGAGCUGGGCGCGGGAGAGGAGCACCCGCUCAUCGUCAUCCCCUCCAACUUCAUCAAGGAGACUGACAACAGGAACAUCAGCGAUGUGCACUCCGCUCAUGACGAGUCUCAGCAGAUAAGCGGGAUGCUGAGCAUGGACGCGGAGUCAAUUAACGCGUACCAGUCGCCCAGGACACCACAGACAACUUCCGAAAGCGAGUUGAUGUCUACUGAGCUGGGCCUGCGCCUGCGCAAGGCGUGCAACUGCACCAAGUCUCAGUGCCUCAAGUUGUACUGCGAGUGCUUCGCCAACGGCGAGUUCUGCAACCGCUGCAACUGCAACAACUGCCACAACAACCUCGACAACGAGGAGCGCCGCCAGAAGGCCAUCAGAGGAUGUCUUGAUAGGAACCCUAACGCUUUCAGACCAAAAAUUGGCAAAGCAAAAGUCGGUGGUCCGGAAAUGAUUCGUCGGCACAAUAAAGGAUGUAAUUGCAAACGGAGUGGAUGUCUCAAAAACUAUUGUGAAUGUUAUGAGGCGAAGAUAGCGUGCACGUCGAUAUGCAAGUGCGUGGGGUGCCGCAACGUGGAGGAGACGCUGGAGCGCACGCGGCGCCGCGCGCCCGCCAUGCCCAGCGCCGUGCAGGCGCUCUUCAGGCCGCCGCCCUUGAUGCCGCUCAAACAGCCGUGCAGCUUCAUAACUACGGAGGUGGUGGAGGCGGUGUGCCAAUGCCUGCUGGCGGCGGGCGGGGAGGGGGCGGGCGCGAGCGGCGGGGCGGGAGGCGCGGGGGGCGGGGACGCGGUGCGUGACGUCAUCGACGAGUUCGCGCGCUGCCUUCAAGACAUCAUUAGCGCGGCGCACCACACCUCGCCGCUCAUCAUGCUAGACGAGGAACCUGCAUGAUAUGUGACGUUUGCUAUAAGGAUUUAAAUGAAAUAUUUAGAUUAUGUACAGCACAUGUGAUAAUAUAUAAAAUUAGUUUAAAGAAAUAUAUAUUCAUAAAUAGGGGUACAAUCGUGCAAUUAUGUUGUAGAAAUAUUUCAACAUUAUAUCAGCAUAAUGACAAUAUUUUAUUGAUAAAUCAAUAAUAUAUAGUGAAUAGUGUAAUAAGAAAAGACUGUUGAACAAUAGUUGACAUGAAAAUCGUUUAUCGGAAGUAAUCUUUUAAUGGAAUUGAGUUUUUAAGGUGUACAUAUGUUAGUGAAUGUAUCAGAUUUUAUAUUUGUUUGGUUUGUUUCGUUAAUGAGGAGAGAUAUAUAGUUGUACAGAUAUAUUAAAUAUUUUGCUAGUCAUAAGCGUGCGGCGGACUGUACAUAGUAAUGAAAUAAAUAUAGCCGU
Molecule: messenger RNA, 3530 nt
Organism: Papilio polytes (common Mormon)
Lineage: Eukaryota; Metazoa; Arthropoda; Insecta; Lepidoptera; Papilionidae
Exons: 22
Coding region: 351-3095 (914 amino acids)
Biological process (GO): regulation of DNA-templated transcription
Cellular component (GO): nucleus
Source: RefSeq, a predicted model, not a curated record